This is a messenger RNA of Bipolaris victoriae FI3, 1155 nucleotides long. RefSeq names its product carbohydrate esterase family 8 protein. Gene Ontology annotation, biological process: cell wall modification. Gene Ontology annotation, molecular function: pectinesterase activity. Bases 1 to 1155 code for a protein of 384 amino acids. The transcript has a single exon. NCBI's taxonomy places the organism in Eukaryota, Fungi, Ascomycota, Dothideomycetes, Pleosporales, Pleosporaceae. The record is from RefSeq and is a predicted model, not a curated record.
AUGCGAUUGGCGAUGAUAUUCGCUGGCUUCUUCCAGGUGUGUGCUGCCAUACCAGCAGCCAACCGAAAAGCAUGCCAGUAUCCCACCCCAAAACCUCUCGACGGAUGUCCACAAAACACGCUCCUCGUCGGAAAAGGAAGCAACUUCUCAACCAUCCAAUCCGCCGUCCUAAGCCUCCCACACGACGAAACCCCCUACAACAUCCUCAUCCUCCCCGGCACCUACACUGAACAAGUCAACAUCACACGCCCCGGCCCCGUCUAUCUCCUCGGCCAAACCGCGCAGCCAGAAACGCGAACUAAAAACACCGUCAACAUCCUCUGGCACAACGCCACGGGCGCCGGUCUCUCGACCCUCGACAACGCCUACACCUCGGUCCUAACCGUCGCCCCAACCUUCAACGCCAGCCUCACCGGCACAGGCCCCACGGGCUUCCCCGUCCCCGCAACCACCCCAUUCGGCAACACCGACUUCCGCGCCUACAACCUAAACUUCACAAACGACUACCUACCCUAUGCCGCGGGCCCUUCCCUGGCAAUCUCCGUCAGCUACGCAAACAGUGGUUUUUACUACUGCGCAUUCCAUUCCUACCAAGAUACACUGUACAUUGGCAAACUCGGCAACGCAUACAUCUACGACUCUGAAAUCGCGGGCCAGACUGAUUUCCUGUACGGGUUUGGUACCGCGUGGAUCCAGUCUAGUCUCCUUACGCUACGCGGCUGCGGCGGCGGGAUUACGGCGUGGAAGGGGACGAACACGACGUUUGAGAAUCGGUACGGGGUGUAUAUCCACGAUUCGCAGCUCAGAAAAGAAAACGAUACGCUAGCUAUCCAGGGCAAGUGCGCCUUGGGACGGCCCUGGAAUGCGCUGCACCGGUCUCUCUUUGCGAAUUGCGACAUGGAUGAUUCGGUAUUGCCGGCGGGGUACAUACGGUGGAGUACGGGGGAUCCGCGUGUGGGCGUUAAUACGACCAUGGCCGAGUAUAAGAGUUAUGGGCCGGGGUGGAAUGAGACAGCACGGAGGCAGAGUAAUGUUACUGUUGUGCUUGGGGAGAGGGAGUAUAGGGAUUAUAAGAGGGUGGAGACGGUGUUUCAGUAUCCGUUUUCGGGCGAGUUUGGGAAUACCGAGUGGAUUGAUCGGAGUCCGGGGCGGUAA